CCUCUCCCUGCCUCGCUAAGAACCACGAACCUGUUCGGAGCCAGGAAGAAACCGAGAAAGAAGAAGACGCUUGGCUACGGCCUCCCUCAGAAGCCGGCAUGUCAAAAGAACAGCCAGGGGCCUCCUCUGGAGGGCAGCGGGAUGUAGGGCGCGGCCUCGAGAACCUGCCCAUCACUUCUUGGCCCGAAGGGGAAGAGCCUGAGUUUCAGUAUACUCCUGAACACGUGAUUGGACCUGGAGCAGAAGCUGAUCCCACUCAAAUAACCUUUCCUGGAUGCACUUGUCUCACAACUUCCUGCCUCUCUACCAUUUGUUCGUGUCUUCUUCAUGGGGAGAAUUAUGAUAAUUCAUGCCUCAGAGACAUAGAAGGUGAAGUGGAGUUUGCCAGACCAGUGUUUGAAUGCAAUGUCAUGUGCCAGUGCAGUGAACAAUGCAAGAACAGAGUAGUUCAGAGAGGUCUGCAAUUCAGUCUCCAGGUGUUCAAGACUGAGAAGAAAGGCUGGGGGCUUCGCACCUUGGAAUUUAUACCCAAAGGAAGGUUUGUUUGUGAAUAUGCUGGUGAAAUUUUAGGAUCUUCAGAGGCAUGCAGAAGAAUACAACAACAAACAAAGCAUGAUUUAAAUUAUAUUAUAGCUGUCAGAGAGCACAUCUCUAAUGGCCAGAUAAUAGAAACAUUUGUGGAUCCUAGCAACGUAGGUAACAUUGGCAGAUUCCUUAACCAUUCUUGUGAGCCAAAUUUAUUGAUGGUUCCUGUCCGUAUUGACUCAAUGGUGCCUAGAUUGGCACUUUUUGCAGUCAGAGACAUUUUGCCAAAAGAAGAACUUUCUUAUGACUACUCAGGAAGAUUUCAUAAUCUCACGAAGAAUAAUGGAAACCAAGAAAUGCCAGAUAAAGACAAAAUGGGGAAGCCUUGUUAUUGUGGUACCAAAUCAUGUGCUGCUUUCUUGCCUUAUGAUAGUUCACUGUACUCACCCCUAGAAAAAGAAACCACAAGUUGAAAGAUUGGUUAAAGAAUAUAACAUGAGGCUACCGUUAAUAGUAAAGAUAUAUAGUCAUAAAAAUUGUUUCCACAGUUAGAACCAAAAGGCAUUAAAAUAAGCAUAUUAUAACACUUGCCAAAUAUAGAGUUGGUUAUAUUUUCAUUUCAGACUAUUUCACGAUUGAGAAUGGGAUAGCAUUUCCAAAUCACAAAAUGAAAAUAAGCUUGUAACACGAAAGAAGAAAGAACUCUGAUAGUAGCCAUUGAAUUGUGUGGUGAUUAAAAAAUUCUGGGAGAUAUAGUUUCUGGUAAUUUAAUCAUUUUAUUAAUAAGACCAGCAUAUUAUUAAUAAGA
Messenger RNA from Trichosurus vulpecula (common brushtail), 1333 nucleotides. Its product is annotated as histone-lysine N-methyltransferase SETMAR. NCBI's taxonomy places the organism in Eukaryota, Metazoa, Chordata, Mammalia, Diprotodontia, Phalangeridae. The record is from RefSeq and is a predicted model, not a curated record. Gene Ontology annotation, cellular component: nucleus. The transcript has 2 exons. The coding region runs from base 99 to 998 and encodes 299 amino acids. Gene Ontology annotation, molecular function: histone H3K9 methyltransferase activity; protein binding; zinc ion binding.